Molecule: messenger RNA, 1688 nt
Organism: Culicoides brevitarsis
Lineage: Eukaryota; Metazoa; Arthropoda; Insecta; Diptera; Ceratopogonidae
Gene: Rbsn-5
Product: rabenosyn-5
Exons: 2
Coding region: 122-1414 (430 amino acids)
Molecular function (GO): metal ion binding
Source: RefSeq, a predicted model, not a curated record
CGCCACUGAAGUAGGUGUUUUCGUCAAUUAAAAAUUUUUUUUUCACAAUUUUGAUGAAAUUCAAGAGGUUUUUGGUAUAAAAAAGUAAAAUUAACGAGUUCUAGUCACAAAAGAGGCAAUUAUGGAGAUGGAAGGUCCCAGCAGCGAUCAAUCCCAUAACGAGCAGGGAGCAAUAAUCGAGGGGUUUUUGUGUCCCAUUUGCAAAAGUGAUCUCAAAACGAUCGAAAAGUUGACUUUGCACGUCGAAAGUAUGCAUUCCGAGCGUUCUCAGGGAAUCGGCAACGAUUACGACCACAAAAAGUAUUUUAAUUUAAUUAGAAAUCCAAUUCUCGAAAGGUAUUCAACGGAAACCAACACGCUGAUAAUUCGUUUGAACAAACUCCUGGAUAAUCGUCCCACGGAUCCUGCAGCACGAAAACAGCAUGAACAGGGCAUCGUGAUGUGGCUCGAUGGCAAAGAUGUCGCUUUGUGUCCCGAAUGUACGAAAAAAUUCAAUUUUGCAAGGCGGCAGCAUCAUUGCCGGUUAUGUGGGAGUGUCAUGUGUGACAAUUGUUCGCAUUUUUUCGAAGUUGACGACGCGAAAAUUCUUAUAGGGACUCAUGAUGACGACGAUCGGGUACAAAAAAAGCCUCUGAGGGACGAAAAAGAUUUGGAUAAAGAACCAGAAACGCUCCGAAUUUGCGGACAUUGCUUACGAUUGCUGCUAAAUCGAAAGGAAAUCAUCGAAACUCGCAUCGCAUCGCAUCCAAUCAAGCAAUUUUAUGAAAAAGUGCAAGAAAUUAAGAAACAAAUUGAACCAGAAAUCCCCGUUUAUAACAUGAUAAUUAAUUCUCUGUAUGAAGGCGACUCCAUUUACACAAUCCAAGACGCCAGUGCCUUACGCGGCAAAAUUUUACGCGAAGCCGAGCGAAUCGAUGACAUCAGCAAACGAAUUUUGGCAAUCCCAAGUCCGGCAGGAAGUCGCGAAGAAAGUCUCAAAAAAGCCAUUCGACUUGCGAUGAUUCGGUACAUCAAAGAGCAACUAAUGAACAUCCCAGAAAUCCCGUUGGAAGAAGAAAUAAAAAAAUUACAACUCAAAAGAACGCAGGAUUUGCAACAGCGGAUCGAACGAGAACGAAGACUGGCGUUGGAGGCAUAUGAACGAUACGAGCUCCACAGCACGAAUAAUGACACGGUGCGAUCGAGUCCGGCGUCGAAAAAGGGUUCGGCACUGAAAACAGUCGAUAAUUGGUCGGGAUAUCAAGAUACGAGUGUCAGUAGCAGUGAUCCGCUCGUGCAGCAAAUUAAUAUUGUAAAAGCGUACAUCAAGCAGGCGCGGGAAGCAAUGAAGUUUGAGGAAGUUGGCGCGUUGGAGAUUAAUUUGCGCGAGUUACAACAGGAGUUGUAUCGACAACAGCAGGAAAAGUCUUCGUAAAAAUAUUCUUUUAUUGAUAGAUCACACAAAUAAAUCGUUUAUAAAUACUUGAAACUUAGGUGCUAAUGAGAGUACUCUGUGUUUAAGUAACUGUUAAACUUACAUUUCGGUCAAUCAUCCUACGAGAGGUUGGGAAAAUAAUUGAAAAUGUUUUGGAUUUCAUUAAUUUCAAAGUUUUGGCAGGAUUUUGAGUGUCGAAUAUCGUUUAAGGUUCAUUUUAGAUCAGAAAAGUUCAUUUUUAGUACUUGAUAACUAAUUUUUAGUACUAAAAAAU